Agrilus planipennis (emerald ash borer) is the source of this 640-nucleotide messenger RNA. RefSeq lists its product as uncharacterized. The record is from RefSeq and is a predicted model, not a curated record. NCBI's taxonomy places the organism in Eukaryota, Metazoa, Arthropoda, Insecta, Coleoptera, Buprestidae. Bases 212 to 640 code for a protein of 142 amino acids. The transcript has 3 exons.
UUCAACAAAACGUUAUUUAGAAAAAUAACUAAAUUGAUGUAAAUAUUACAUAACAGAUUGCUCGUUCAGUUGUCGCGUUCGUAUUUAACUAGUUGCUGAGAUAACGUUAUCGAAGUCAGUAGAUGUGGGAUGUAAUGCCGACACGUUAGGUCUACCUAUUCAUUACUUAUAAACUGUUUCAUACGACUUGAUAAGUAGAAAUUUAUUGAAGAUGAGUUCAAGAGUGUGGAGUACUACAUCAAAUGGUGAGAUCGAAGUAGUUUCUUUAACUGCUGAAAAACUGGAAGAGAGUUUACAUGUUCUGCGGGUUGGCUUCUUUCCACAAGAAAAUGUAUGUAGGGCCACUCAAGUAGCACAAAAUUUAAAUGCAAUGAAAGAAUUAGAAAAUUUAUGUGUCGAUGUUGCUAAAGAAGGAUGCUCAAUAAUUGCAAUAGACAGGAUAACUCAAAAAGUUGUUGGAGUGGCUUUCAACAAAUUACAGAAGAUCAAGUUGGAAACAGCAACAAGAAGACUAUGCCAGGAAGAUUGCAAGCGCUGCAGGGAUGUUGAGGAGCAUGAGGAAGUUAGAAGAAUAACUGUCACGGGUGAGCAAUGGCAGCUUUACGACACAAGACAGAACAAAACUCUGAGUCGGUCCUAA